Molecule: messenger RNA, 6248 nt
Organism: Mytilus californianus (California mussel)
Lineage: Eukaryota; Metazoa; Mollusca; Bivalvia; Mytilida; Mytilidae
Exons: 8
Coding region: 89-1336 (415 amino acids)
Source: RefSeq, a predicted model, not a curated record
GCUAGGUUUGUAAUGACCGCCAUUAUUGAAGAGAAACAGGAAGCGAACAAGAAAUAGUAUAUUUAUCGCAACAACGAAUAGUAUCAUCAUGUCGUGCACAUUAUUUACAUUGUUAUUAGUUUCACUUGGUAAUUUUGUAUCAUCUCAAGAGGCUACUCUUAUUUUACCACAAAGAAUCCAGUUUGGAGAAGAAAAGAUUCGAUUAGGAUGUAGUCCCUCCACGUCUCCUCCGUGGGGUGUUGUAAAUUAUGUUACUCUGUCUAAAAAUACAUCAACAGGAAUGUUAGACAUUGUGACUGUUUUUCUGAAAGAUUUAAAAAAUGAAACAUCUUGGAAGAUAUCAGGAUGGCAGAGUCGUGUUACUAUGAUUAAGGAAUAUGUGUACCCAGUAAGUGGUUCUGGAAUAGCAUUUGACAUUGCACCUAGUCAGGUCACUUGUACAGAUGAAGGCACUUACCAAUGUAAAAUUACUGGUGGUUCAACUGGUAAUAGUCCAAUUGAAAAAGAAAAAGUUGGGACUGUGGAAUUCCAAGUUAAUCCAACAAGUAUUGAUCCAAUAAUGCCAAAUCCUUCGCAACCAGAGUUAAUAUAUAAUCCAAACGAAGUGGUCCAGUUACGAUGUUCAGGAACAGUAGGAAGACCAGCUCAAGACUUUAGGUGGUGUUACCGUAGUGACAUAAACUCAAACUUUAAAGGUUGGGCUAAUAGUGCAGACUAUGACCAAUCAGCAGUUACCUCAAGUGGAUGUCAGAAUAGACGGACAUCAACUCUGAGAUACAAUGUAUCAGCUAUUAAUGACUUUACAGAGUUUAGUUGUGAAGUUGGUGGAUCAACUACAAUAUGUGGAGUGGGCAGUCCAUUAUCAGCAAAUAUCACUAUAAGAAAAUAUACUGUACCAUCUACUAACCAACAAGGCUCUGAAGACACAGCCAGCGGUGGAGUAAUUGCAGGAGCAGUAAUUGGAUCAUUUGUUGGAAUCAUACUCAUCUUAGUUAUUGUGUACUUUGUAGCCUUCAGAAAGAAGAACGAGGGAGAAACAUAUCGAACAAAAGAAGAAAAUGGUAGAACUGGUAGUGCACCAAUAGAUAACACUGUGUAUAGUGUCCCUAACAAAGAUAGGCAUGGAGAUAGAGACCGAUCACCAAAGGACAAGUCUCCAAGACACUACGAGAACCGUGGACUGGAUGAACCACACACAAGAGGCUACAAUUCCGACCCUAGAGGUCGUAGCAACCCAGGAAUGGAUAGGUCAUUUGAUGAUGUAAGGGAUGGCAAUAUGAAGUCCAGCCGAGGCCCAAUGAUGGGAUCAAAUGCCUCAUUUGGAUCUGCGGUGUAAAAUGAUGAUGUAAUAGGAUUUAACAAAUUAAACUAACACAGAAAUGAUUAUAAAGGGGUUAGAAGGAUACUAACAAAGACUGAUAUUGGACUACUGAGUCAGGCCAAGGGAUUGCACAGCUUGAUAAUGUUCAUUUUGAAGUAAUUUCAUAAAUUUCAAGUUGGCAUGUUAGUCCCUGCUUCCUUUCUUUGACUACUUUCAAUUUCAAAUAUAAAUUGGUAAAAAUAUUUCAAACACAAGAUGUCUAUUUUUUGGUGAGGUUUCAACACUCUUAUUCUAAAAUAUUUGUGUAAUUUUGUUGUUGACACAACUUCAUUUCUUGGUAGCAAAAAAUGAUUUAAAGGAAAAUCAGACUUUGAAUACCUAUAAAACCUGAAAACAGUCUUUUUGCUCUUAACUGUAAGAUGUAAAAUUGUGAUAAUGAGUUUAUAAGAUACAAUUCAAUAUUAGGUAGGCAAGGCAAAGCCAGUAUACUAUCAAAAGUAGUUUAGGACAAACCAUAUGAUAUACCGGUAUUGUUGCUUUAGAUUUAUAUUUGUACAGCAUAUUGUAUUACUUGUACAAAACUACCGUAUAGCAUGUACAUUCAAGAUAUUUGUUUGAAUCUUUGUUGAUUGUUAGUGAUUAUGUUACCCUGGUAACAAGUUUGAUUGUUAAAACAUUCCAAUAUUUGUACAAAACCAUUUUAUGAUUGAAGGCAGCAAAAUGACAGUUGUGAAUGAAAAGGCUCAUAUCUAUUCUUAUUGACAUAUUUUUCGCCAUUAAAAAAUCCUUAAAGAGGACAGUAAAGUGUAGUUACAAAAAAUUUUUGGUUAAAAAGCAAAAGCAAACCAUUUACUAGCUAGAUAAACAACCUUGGUCAAAAAUGAGCAAUGUAAACAAAACUUUGAAAUGAACCUCAUUUGUAGAAACUCAAACCUAACAUUUGUAGAUUGUAGCAUAACUUGAUUGUCCUAUUUAUAAACAUAUCAUUGCCAUAAUUCUGCGGGUUGAAUUUAUAUUAUACAUUUAUUUACUGUACAUUAUUGGAAGUGCAAUUAGCAUGAACUUUUAUGUAGAUUUUUAUCAUUCCAAUUAAGUGCUUAUAAAAAUUACAGAAUUUAUAUAUAUUUUUACUUGGAGAGAAACAAAUUCUGCAUGUAUGCUGUUCAUGAUGACUAAAAAAAAGUUUCUAUUAUUUUAAUUAUAGUUAGUGUUAAGCCAUCAUACCUCAUCCAUUUUGAAUCUAAAGGGACAAAUAUAUGAAGACUUUUUAGGGGGUUAUUCAAAUGUUUUCUGUGCAUUGCAAUUGUUCAUUAUAUUAAGAGAUGCUUUACAGUCAAUUAUAAAUUCUAAUGCAAUUAUUUUGUAUCAAUGGUUCUGAUUAGAUGACAAUAAGCGUAAAAUUCUCUAUCUCCCUGUCUAACUAAGGAAGCCGACAUUUUGAAUACUGGAAUGUAUUGACAUGUGAUUUCUUCAAUAAUAAGCCAAAAAAACUCACAUUUUGCACCUAGAAAUCUUCUUUUUAUCAAGUUUAUUACAUUCUGAAGCGGACAAGAAGCCAGAAAAUGUCCAGUGUUUACGUUUGAUGCCGGAAGCAUACCUAUGACAUCACCUAGUUUAGGCGCCAAAGAAGAUAACAUCAUUUCGCGGAAUUUUCGUUUAAUGAAUAUUUUACACUGAAAUAAUGACUAAACUUGAAUGAUUUGUUUAUUUUGCAUUAGAAUAGAGAUAACUGUAUUGUAUUUGAAGCUUUGCGGACAUCCAUCGGUAGUUUUACUGUUGCAAAUAUCCUUUUACCUGUCUCCGCUACACGUCGCCAGGUAAACUAAAUUUGCGACAGUAAAACUACUGAUGGACGUCCGCAAAGCUUCAAAUACAAUACAGUUACUUUAAAUUGGUCUGAUGUCAAUUCCUAGAUAUAGUUUUAGUUUUAAGAUUGUCUGUGUUAAAUUUGGUAUGUCCCAUUUAAAAAGCUGUGUUAGUAGUUAUACGGGUGAAUUGGUAUUUAAUUUGAGAUACUAUAGAUCUGACAAAAAAUUGUUUUUUUUAUAUAAUUAAAGUUUUCCCAUCUAGAAACAAAGGCGAAGAUGCAUUUCAGAGCUUUUUCAAACAUAUAGAUUUGUCAGAAAUGGAAAAAAAUUAUUUAUUAUACAAUUAAUUAUCCCAGUUUUAAGUCCACAAUAAAGGCUUUCAGAAAAUGUAACUUUUAUAGGCUUGAUUGUAUAAUUUUGGUGUAAUGUCUUUAAUGAAACUUCUUAAAGGACAUAUGUCAGUUUUUUCACCAUAAAUAGUAAAAUCUAAGGAACAUUUUGGUUAAAUUGAAAGGGGCACAUGCUUCACCUAAACAUUUUUAGUCAGUGAAUACAUAACACAAAAUGUACUUCCAAUAUUUAUAUCUUUACAAAGAUUGUGCUCUUUCUUAUUUCUCUAUAUGCACAAGUUGGUAUACAUUCUCUGUUAUUUCAGCAUUUCUCUAAAUUUACUUUUAUUUCAUGAGUGUAUCACACAUGGAAAGGAAGUGUUUCAAACCAAAACUGCCAUAAAUCUAUUAAAGUACAUACAAUCAACGUUUUAUUUUACAAAUCGAAUACAUUGGAUUGUAUGACCAGUUCGACCCUAAGUCAUACAUACUCUGUUACAGUUAAUAUGGAUAGAUAAAGACUUGAAAGAUUAAAAAGGGAAAAUAUUGAAGACAAAAAUGAAAAGUAGCAUUCAAAUAUUAAUUAUUAUGAUAAAUAAUUCAUGAUAGGAAUAUAAAAUGGUUGGAAAAAAUAACAAAUGGAAGACAAUUUGUCUAUUAAUACAAUUUAUUUGAAUCAUAUAAAUUAGGCUUUCACUGUAGUUGAUAAAUGAUGUAAUUUACAAAAAAAAUGUGUUAUAAAUAUUAUAUAAUAGUAGGUAAUUAUUUCUUUUGAUUAUUUGUAUCUCUCCACAAUCAAGACACAAUUAUAUUUUAGUAGUUAGACGUAAUGGGUUGUGAUUUUGUAAUUAGCAAAUCCAUGUCAUUGUACAUAGAAACAUUAUAGCAAUCAAAUUUUUAUAUAUUUGUAUAAUUAUGUCCAUUUAUUCUGUGAUUUAUCUUAACAUUAUGCAACUACCUUUUCAUCUAAGUCAUAUUGACUAUAAAUCUAUAUAUUUCUAUGAUCAGUACCUCUUUAUAUAAUGUUCUUAAGGGGAGAUUUGAUAGGAAACAGUCUUAUUUACAGGGGACCUUUUUCACAUUCAUAUCGCUGUAAAUAUGCUGUAUAUCUAUUUGGUAUUCCAUCUCCCAUGAAAAAAAAAUAAAAUUAAUCAUACCCUGUAAAUAAGACAUACUAAUAUCUUGGUCCAAUAACAAAAAGAAAAAGAUGAAAUAGUCCAUAGCUCUGAAAACCACUGUUCAAAGCACUGAAAAUAAUGCUGGUAGCUCUUUUAACUACAUUGUAAAUUUUUUUUAUCUCUUCCAACUCCAUAUUAGUUAUCUAGCUUAAAUUAGGUUGCAGAGAGUUAACUUAGGAAUAUUUUUUUAAUUUUAUGUUUUUUAAGCUAUGUGGUUCUGUUAUCAUCUAAUAUUUUAUGAUAAUGGCCAGUACCGGUAUAUUACAACGGUCCUUUUUCAACAAAAUCAAAUGUUUCAUAUGUUUCAUGAUUAACUUGUUUUGAAGGAACACAUUUUUUCCAAGUAGGAACAAAGUUAAAGAGCCCUUUUUCCAUCGUAAAUGUUAACUGGUUCAAUAUCACAAAGCUAAAAUGAAUUCAGAAGAUAGUUGCAAAAUGUUGAAUAUAAGGUUGUGAAUUAUCAAAUUGUUGAAACUUUAUUUUUCUAGAAAAAAUUUUCAAUUAGUAAGAUUAAUGUAUGAAUGAAACAUAAAAAUUCAUAUGUAUAUUUCAUUUCUGAAUUAACAUAUACUUCUGAAAAAACACAGUAAAUGUUCAUAAAAAGACAAUUAUAAAAAAAAAAACACCAAUAGAAUUGUUCUGACAGGUUUAAGUUUAACCAAACAUUUUUGGUCGAGGCAUUAAAAGAAAUUUAUUUACUCGGGAAAAACAGUAGAAUAUUUACUCAGGCAGUGUAAUAACAAUACUCUUUAGGAUUUGAGUGAAAGAGUUUCAGGAUAAUUUUUCCUCUUAAGAGUCAAGAUUUGUACACAUGUAAUGAAUAUAAACUUUGAACAGAUCUCCAUUAAAGUUCCCACCUUUAUAUCAACUUAACUGAUACUGAUUGCAUUGAUUCAGUUUAAUAUCUGUCAUGUAAACCAAACAUUCUACUGAAGUUGCAAUGUGCAUUUCCAAAGAAAAAGAUCAAGGAUGACAUUGCUUUGGUAACCUAUUUUUAUUUCCUACAGAGAAGAUGCUAUUUUAGUUUGUUGUUGAAAGUGCCAAAGAUAUCCAAAUGUGACCUUAUAUUCAGUAAAUCUUUAAGCUACCUGAUAUAUUACUUUCAAAAGUUGACAGAAACGGAUAUCGACUUGUAAGUCCUGAAAUACACAUUUUACGAUAGAAAAAUCUCACGUUAUAGGAAAAUAUUUGAAAUAGAAAAAUAAGGAGAUGUAUAUGUGCCAUAUUUAGAACCUUACAUAGGGAGGAGGAUUUGUAUACUUUUAUCAUGAGUGUGAAUGUGUGUGCAUGAGAGAAAUUAUUGUUAACAAUCUAUAUAUAUCUUUAAUCUUGUUAUGAUUAGUUGAGAGGUUGAGAGGUUGUGUUAUAUUUUAAUUUUAGAAUGUGAAAAAAAACUUUUGAGAAUUCAAAUUUGUUUUAUGUUUACAUGUUUAUCUUUUUUGUCACCAAAAUUAUUAAAUGAGAAAUGGUUGUGUAGAUUUAGAAUUUUAUUCUUCCCUCUCUCUUCCUUUUCUUUUCCACAUUUUAUUAAUUUUUAUGAAUGAAAGUGUAAUUUCUUGUUAUUUUGUACACUGCUUUUACAAAUAAAAUUGUAGCCAAUCAGAAAAGAAAA